AUGGGGGAUGAACCCCCGGAUAAACCUACUCCUCAAGAUGUCAUAUCCAACUCGCUCUCGCCCACUUCCAGAACACUAAUAAACUCUCUACAUCAAUUGUCACCAAUCCAACAACAUGAGAUUCAGAACCUGGUGGAAGAGCGUGAAAGGACAAAAACUGCAUUUGCUCAAGAUGUAGAAAUUCUUGAAGAGAUAAACAAACUGGAAAAAAGAGUCAAAAACACCAAAUCAAGAAGACUUAAAUAUUCAGAAACAGACUUUGGCCCGUUCAUAGUAAUAGUAGAAGCAGCUAAGCAAACUACAACCUUAUCCAGCCUGCACCCAAUGGAUAUUGGGAAGCUCCUACGAAAAUUAUCAGUACCGAAUUUCAAACAGAAAUUAAGAGAUGAAGGAUACUCCACCUUUAUCCCGCAAAGAUUGUUGACAUCUAGGGGCAUCAUAAAAAAUGUAGGAUUGUCAAUCACAAAUGAGGAUAUCAUACAAGAAGCAUAUACACAAGGGAAAAAAGUAGUUGAAGCUAGAAGACUGAACAGAAGAACCACAAAUGAAGACGGCUCAAUACAUUACGUUACAUCAAGAACCAUGCUAAUAACUUUCGAAGGACGACCUCUUCCCAAAGACCUUGAAUUAUACUGCGUUCCAGUACAAGUGGAACCCUACAUUGCUCCAGUCACUCAGUGCAAAAAUUGUCUUCGUUUCGGCCACUCUCUAAACUCUUGUCGUAGCAGCAAAAAAUGUCACAAAUGUGGCACCCUCCAUAUCCACCCUUGCACAAACAAAAUCGAAUGUUUAUACUGCUCUGGCCCACAUGAGGCAACCGAUCGCUCAUGUCAAGAAUUUUCAAGGCAAAAAAAUAUAAAUGAAGCCAUGGCGUUUCACGAUUAUUCCUACUAUGAUGCAUCAUUACUGUUCCCGUCUCUAAAAAAUCCACCUAAAGCAGCCUUCCAAAGAGCAGCUCAUUCCUUCCCAGUAAUAUAUACCCCAAAUCAGCCAUUCAAUAACGCAAUUAACAAUAGCCCCUCUCCUAGACAGUCCUAUAGCUAUACAGUAUCAUCUCCCAAGCGCAGACGUCCAACAAUUCUUGAAAAACCAAUAUCUUCUCUCUCAACUGCUCAUAAAGAUGCUCUAUUUAACUCUCCCUCCAGAACAGCAAGCCUGGGACCAGUGACACAAAGGCAACAAUAUUUAAAAAAUGUUCACACCUCUUCUUUUCGUUCUGCAACAAAUACACAACACAAUCAAGAAGACUGCGACAUGGAAGUCAUUCCAUCUGUCACCCCUUUACCUUCCGACAUAAAUGAAGCACCCAAUGCAAACUCUCUCACCCCAGAUAUCCACAAAUAUUCUUUCAAUACACUCUCAGGUGGACAAUAA
This is a messenger RNA of Psylliodes chrysocephalus, 1374 nucleotides long. Lineage: Eukaryota; Metazoa; Arthropoda; Insecta; Coleoptera; Chrysomelidae. The record is from the annotation of a GenBank genome assembly.